AUGCGGCCAGCCUCCUUCAUGCUCCGGGGUGUCCUCCUGCUCCUCGCCUGUAUCUUUCAGGCGUUAGCUGCCGACCCCAAGUACUCCUCCACCAUCACCCUCUCUUACGAGUUCAUAUCCUCACCCUCUAAACCGUCACCAUUAGCCACCAUAAGCUAUGACCCAUCAACACUCCGCUACAGCCUCUCCUCCUGGACACCACCGUCGAUAGCGGACCUCAAGUCGAGUUCCCAAGACCCUACCUCCGCCCCACUCAUCCGUAUCCUCACUCCUGGCGGUUCCUCCACCGUUACAACGUUAUCUACCUUUGCCUCGGACCUCAAGCAAAACAUAAACCUCUUCCUCUCAUCCACCGACAAUGCCGUUCUCUCCGCAUCAGUAACAUCGAUCCGCCCGGCACCCUUGACCGAGGAAGAGGCACACUACCGGAAGAAGCUUGAGCGCGCCAAAGCCCGAGGCAAGCCACUGCCAUCUCCACCGAAACCGCAGAAGCCAAAGAAACCAAAGAAGGGCCAGCCUGUCCCUGUGGUCCCCGAGACGCCCAUAGAUGACACUCCCGAGGGGCAACCGAAAGUCAACCUGAUACCAGAGCUGGAAGGGCCGCGCCCCAAGCUAAUGAGCCGGGCUGCGCCUGUGGUUGAUGAGCAUGGCAACGAGGUACCGCAAGCCGAGCAGCAAGAGAAGACAUUCUUGCAGAAGUACUGGUGGGUUCUGGUCGCAGGUCUGGUUCUGACCAUGGGUAUGGGUGGUGGGGAAGGAAAGUGA
Messenger RNA from Cyphellophora europaea CBS 101466, 765 nucleotides. RefSeq lists its product as uncharacterized. The record is from RefSeq and is a predicted model, not a curated record. The transcript has a single exon. Lineage: Eukaryota; Fungi; Ascomycota; Eurotiomycetes; Chaetothyriales; Cyphellophoraceae. The coding region runs from base 1 to 765 and encodes 254 amino acids.